Messenger RNA from Cladocopium goreaui, 2616 nucleotides. NCBI's taxonomy places the organism in Eukaryota, Dinophyceae, Suessiales, Symbiodiniaceae. The record is from the annotation of a GenBank genome assembly.
AUGAACCAGAAUUCUGAUGAGUGGAACCGUGGGUCGCAUGGACGUCGUGGAUGUUUCUUUCACUGUGCAGUUGCAGCUGCCGAUCAUUUGGGUGGGCGCUGGUGGGACACCGAUGGGUCCUGGUGCAAAUCCGUGUUCCAUCGAGGAACAGCAGCCGCUGAUGUUUGGAACCGAGAGGUGAGCAUGCUUGAGGAAGCUGAACUAGGUAUACCAAGUGAUGGGCAUGUCUGUAUCAAUGAAGCCAAGCAUCGGGUUGCCAGCCUGGACUUGGGCAGGUUCAAUGAGAUGAUGCCGGUGGUCCAGCUCCUAUCCACUGUGGACCAGUGUGGCCAAGAAUUUGUAAGUAUGGAUGGUGUGGCGAAAUUCAUAGAUUCGCAAUGCCAGAACUCACCAGACAGACCUCGUUUGGCUGCGAUGAUUACAUUGGAUGGGAAGUGGUCUGUUGCAGUUCGCGGUGCCAACUCGCCACAUCUCCUCCAUUUUGAUCCACAUGUCGCAGAUAACGCCCAUUUGGAUCAAAGCCUUGUGGCUGUCCUCAAAGAUGGUGCUGACUUGGUGCAGAUCAUGACACAGCGCGGGGCAUAUUUUCCCGAGUCUCGCGGUGCAGUGUCUCCUGGCGUGUAUAGCUUCAGGCUACCAGAUGAUCAUUCCCAAGAUGCCUCCGGGAGCUGUGCUUGGUGUUCUACAUCGGAGGCAUAUCCCCGGGACCCAUCUUCACAUGCAGGGCAGGAUGACUUGAUGAUAUCACAUGGUCCAGAGCCAGAAGUAGACAGUGACGAGGCGUCGACUGAUGCCUGUGAUGUGCAAGCGCCGGCCUCGUGGUGGUCCAGCUCCAAGAACCGUGGAAAAGUCAAAUCUGAGCCACUUUCAACACCAGCUAAGCCUCGCUCCACCAUUGAAGUGGUCAAACGUGAGUUGAGCCCUCUCACACCUUCACCUGUCACCUGCAAAAGCCGGCGCACAGCUCCUAACAGCAAAAAAUGGCUGUCUGAAAGAGCCAAGGAAGGCAAAGUCGUUGCAGACCAAGCCGGGCUGGAUUAUAACAAACAUUUUCAGGUGGUGCACCGUGGCAGCUUUGAGGCGGGCCAUUGGCAAGAUUUUUUGGCGAGCUUAGCUGGAGCUCAAGUUAGCCGUUGCGAGCGUUGCGCUCAACUUUGCAUUGAUUUCAAGUUGUCAUGUGCCGCUUAUGCUGCUGGCCCAUCGGUUAUGACUGAUGGGGAAAUUGUUCUGGUCAGUGACGAUGACCAAGACAUGGCAUUAGAGCCCCGGCAACUCUUUCCAUCUUCAGCUCCUCGUCCUCGUGCUGGCAGGCCUUCCAGGGCGGAUCAACGUCCAAAUCUCACGGAGUGGAUCUCCCAGAAGCGACCUGGACAAUACAUCAUCCAUUCAUUGGACGGUCAAGUUCCAGUGUCUUGCCGACUGUGUGGUGUGACUUUCAAUGCUCACAGGACCGGGUCCCCUUGGUACAUCGAGAGGCACGAGCAGGAGGAUUCCCGGCACAGGCGGGCUGCAGAGGGGCUGCCGCCACAGGAAGAAGAUGCACCGCUCCGUGUAUGUGAAGGGAUUGGCCUCAUGGACCCUGGCUCUGGGUUGCAGCACCUGAAGGCUUCAGUCAUGAUGCAUAUCCAAAAUGGUCAUAUGGCAACCAUCAAGUGCGCUGUUCACAAGGUGCAUUUCUUUGUAGACGCACAGGGGCAUGUGAGGAUGCAAUCAAAGAAAUGUCAGGAAGACCGUUCCCUUGUUCCAGCUGGGAAGACGGUGUGCAGAACGUGUGAGGCCCACAGCCGGAAGCAAGAGUUGGUUCGAUCACUGGAACUUGUGGGCCUCAUGCACAUGCGGCUGCAGGGUAGAGAUGCAGAUGCUACGAAGAUGGUUGCAAACAUGCAGGCUUCUGAUUGGUGCCAGGUGCUGAGGUUGGACUUGACCCAGCUCGAGUCUAUGUGCUUCAAAGAUCUGUUGAGCAAAUGCCGGCAACUUUUUCUUUCCAUCCCUGCAGGCAAUCGUACCCAGCCAUUGCAAGAUUUUAUAGAUACUAGAAUCUCGUGGGUGUCUCCAGGCUACAAUCCCGCUGUCCUCGUUAAGACUCCCGAACAGAGGCAAAUGGUAUUGGACUUUGCCAAGUGCAUUCUCUCCAGCGAGUCUGGUGGGCAAAGAAACCCAGGACAAAACCAGACCAGCCCUCAAUCCAUGAAAUUAGCCAAGCUGGUUGCCAAUGGUGCCCUGUCAGGGCAAGGUGUCCUUGAAUUCCUGCUGUCAGCAGCGGUUGAGAAGGCCGACAAAGAACGCAGAGGUUGCAAACGAGUGAAUGCGACUGCGACCAUGCAAGGCAAUCAGGACACCUUGGCCCAAGUGGCAUGGUCAUUGGGCCAGGCUGUCAACCAAGGAGCUGUCCGGGAGAUCUUCGGCCUCAACCUCAAAGCCGUCAAGACAGAUCUCAGGAGCGAGAUCGUCCCAACUCCGUACUGUGCAGAGCAGGAGGUGCUCGUCAAAAAUUUCAAGCUGGCUAUUGGGCACCUCAACGCCGUGAAUCAGCAAACCUACAUGAUUGCUGUGGAUGAGACGGUGUACAGCAAGACAUUUGAAGCAGCUCGGUCUUCAGUAGUUUUCGUCGUUUGA